Messenger RNA from Rhodotorula toruloides NP11, 513 nucleotides. RefSeq names its product cupin domain containing protein. The transcript has 4 exons. Bases 1 to 513 code for a protein of 170 amino acids. NCBI's taxonomy places the organism in Eukaryota, Fungi, Basidiomycota, Microbotryomycetes, Sporidiobolales, Sporidiobolaceae. The record is from RefSeq and is a predicted model, not a curated record.
AUGGCUGCCGCGAACCCCCUCCCUCAGAUUCGCCGCGUCGUGACGACCCAUGACGAGCAGGGGCAGGCAAAGGUCUGGAUUGACGGAGAGGUGCCCAACAUAUCGCCUCGCGGCUUCACGGAUGGUGUCUCGUUUGGGCUCGCGUGGACGACCGACACUUCCCCCGCGGAUUGCCAGACGGCGGUUGAUGGCCGCACGCUCCCUAUUGGCGAGCUCACAAACGACGAGGGCUCGGUCGUCCGCUACGUCGACAUGCCGCCCAAGCACCUCUCGCCAAUGCACCGCACCAUCUCGCUCGACUACGGCUUCGUCCUCUUUGGCCAGCUCGAACUCGUCCUCCCCGACGGAUCGAGGACGCUCGUCAAGCCUGGAGAUGUGGUUGUGCAGCGGGGAACGGACCAUGCCUGGGAAAACCCGAGCGAGACGGAGUGGGCUCGGAUGGUCUACGUUCUCCUGCCUGCGAAGCCGGUCGUGAUCGACGGCAAGGAGCUUCCCGCCAAGUCGAUUCACUGA